AUGGGACGAAGCGCCUACAUGACGGGUAAGGUGACGAGUGUCAAGUCCAAGGACUCGCUGUGCAGCCACUGGCGGUGCUUGUACCAACGCACCGUCGCAAUCGGAGGUCUCUUCGUCCUCCCGCUCAUUGCGAGCGACGCGAUCGUCAACAACUGGGCCAUCAACGCGUACCUUGGCGACGGCAAGUUCUUCUUCACGCCGAUCGCAGCGGCGCAAAACGCGCAGCAGCUCAGUGCGCAGUACAGCUACGCGCGGAGCCUCGGCAUCCACGACCUUUCCAAGAUUGGUCAAUGGAUCGCCAACGCAACCAUUGUCCGCCUCGUCACCGACAGUGACGAUGUGUACGUCAUCAAUGCCGGCGAGUUUCCGUUGACACGGGCGACCAACCUGUGUCCGACGUUCGCUCAAACGUACGGAAUUCCAAGCGUCGGCAACGUCCGGCUGGCGCUCGCGUCCGACACGGUGACAUUCUACCGCGGCAACGCGCUCACGCAUUUUUUCACGGACGACGCUGAGGCCAACUUGGGCAACUCGUCCAUGAAGUCCACCGAGUUGUUCGAGCUCGGCUAUGUGCCCGGACGCACGGGCACGGACCUCCGCUUCACGCACGACGUGCUGGUUCAAAACACCUCGACGCCGCAAUCCCAGAUCGUCAAGUUUUACCGCAUCUUCCCCCGGACGUACUGCACCGGGUGCGCGCCGGCGGCGGAGCUCGGCCACGGCAUUUGCAACUUUACUUAUGUCUACAAUGACACGACGAAAGCGCUUCGCGUGACCAACAGCAGCUUUGUGCCAGGCUCGACGUACUUUCUCGGGCUCAUGAUGCCCAACUCCUCGUUCGGCGUCGCAGCGCUCUACAUCAAGCUGGCAGCGAUCGCCAUCGCGAUCUGCGGGUACCUCGCCGGUCGGCGCACCGUCCAGUGGCUCGAAGUGGACCCUACUAAAGUCGACGGGGUCGGGGCGCGUGCCUUUCGCAUGGUCUUUCCCAAGCUCUUUCCGUACCAGAGCAACGCGCUGAGCUACGCAUCGUUUUGCUACAACUCGGAUUUGUUUGUGUUUCUGUAUGCGCUCUCGGUGCUUCUCGACCUCAACACGUCGUUCAUCUUUGUUCGCGAAGUCAACGUGUACAACAAUCUCGCACCGCAAUUCGUCCACUCGCUGCAAAUGUUUUCUCUCUCGAGCCGGCUUCUCUGGGUCAACUGCGCGUUCCUCAAGCUUCUCAAGAUUGUCUGGAGCUUUGUGAGCGCCGCGACGGUCAACGGCGAGAGCACGCUCAUGGGCUUCUUGAACCUCUCGUCCACGACGUCCGUGUACCUCAGCGCAGUCCUCCUCUUCUACGUGCCCGCGUACAUUGAGUACAACAACUCGGUGGCGACGCCAAUUCGCAACGUCAACGAAAGCAUCGACGGCAUCCGCGUCCGCGUCUUCGACGGGUUUUACCUCCGCGUGCUCUCGUCCGUCGGCGUCGGCCUCGUCGUCAACCUCUUCCUUGUCACGGCCGCCGAUCGGCUCUGGAAUUGGCGCUACUGGCAGCUUUUGGCGAAAAACUCACUGGCGCGCCAAGCCAUGUACAACAGCAGCUCGAUCGUAUGCGACUUUGUCGACGGCAUCGAGCCGGACGCGGACGGCGCCGCGUCGUCGAUCGUGUGCCGCGCGCGCCGCUUGAGCACACUGCAGUGGUUCUUCAUGAGCCAUUUGACGUGCUUUGGCUUGCCGGAGAAGGAGCUCCGGGCCAAGAAGCUCUCGAUCGUACAUGUCAACGUCAAGCACCACCACACGGCGAAUUCGAGCUCGCGCUCGAGUUCGAUCACGUAUCCAACGGCGCUGCCGCUGCCGUCACCCGUGCCCGACGACGGCGCGUACAUGGUCGUCCAGGACGGCGACCACAACAUCCACCUCCUGGACGGCCAGCUCAACGACGUGACGAGCCUCGUGUACAACAUCAAGGUGCUCAAGAACACGACCGUCACCAUCAAGUGA
Messenger RNA from Saprolegnia parasitica CBS 223.65, 1980 nucleotides. RefSeq lists its product as hypothetical. Bases 1 to 1980 code for a protein of 659 amino acids. The transcript has a single exon. The record is from RefSeq and is a predicted model, not a curated record. Lineage: Eukaryota; Oomycota; Saprolegniomycetes; Saprolegniales; Saprolegniaceae.